This is a messenger RNA of Tarenaya hassleriana, 1061 nucleotides long. RefSeq lists its product as uncharacterized. The coding region runs from base 50 to 979 and encodes 309 amino acids. The record is from RefSeq and is a predicted model, not a curated record. Gene Ontology annotation, biological process: root development; shoot system development. Lineage: Eukaryota; Viridiplantae; Streptophyta; Magnoliopsida; Brassicales; Cleomaceae. The transcript has a single exon.
UCUCUCUCUCUCUCUCUCUCUCUCUCUCUCUCCCUUAUCUUCUCCGGGAAUGGUGGGCGUUUUCCGGCGAUCUCUCUCUUUCCCGAACAAACCAAAUACCGGCCGUCCAUUUCCUCCGCCGUCGAAGCCUCGGAUAUCCCAUCACACUAGAUCCAUCAGUCUCCCCUGCCGAUCUCAUCCCCUCAUCUCCCACAUCAACCAUGAGAUUUCUCAGCUCAAAUCAUGGUCCUCCUUCUCCGCCGGAUUCAGCUGCACCUCCGCCUGGAUCUCCGACGGUCUCAGCCUACUCAAGGACGUCCACGAGACUCUCUCAGACAUUCUCCACCUCCCGCAGUCGCAGGAAUCGCUCCGAAAACGCCCGAUCUUCUUCGAGAACCUUCUAGAAGAUCUCCUCCGAUUCGUCGACGCCUACGGAAUUUUCCAGACCUCCAUCCUAUCACUCCGCGAGCACAAUUCCGCCGCCCAGGUCGCUCUCAGGAAGAGAGACGACGCCAAGAUCUCGUACUACCUAAAAUCUCGCCAAAAUAUCGCGCGGGAUAUCGCGAGGCUGACGUCAUCGAUCCGCGAGCCAAAGACGAAGCAGGAGUACUGCUGCCACGUCGGCGGGGUCGGAUCGUACGCGGACGCUGAGCUGGCGUCCGCCAUAGGUGACGUCAUCGAGGUAACGGUCUCCGUCUCCGUCGCUCUCUUUGACGGCGUCUACUUCCCGCUCCGUCAAGCCAGAACGACGCCGUUCGUCGGAUUUCUGAAGAGGUCGGAGAAGAAGGAGAGGAAGGACGAAGGAAUAGAGGAGAUGAAGAAGGUGGAUGAGAAGAGCUUGGUUGGAUUGAGGAAGAAGAAAGAUGAAGAAGUGAAGAACUUGAUGAAGAGGAUGGCGGAGUUGGAGAAUUCGAUGUGUGAGAUAGAAUGUGGGAGCGAGAAAGUGUUUAGGAGCUUGAUUAACACUAGGGUUUCCUUGCUCAAUGCCUUAACCCAUUAACUAAUCACUCUUAUUUUCUUCCGCUUAAUUUCUGUAUCAUUUUUUGGUUUAUUUGUGUUUGUUUUCAAUAAAUGGAUUUAUU